Molecule: messenger RNA, 1392 nt
Organism: Plutella xylostella (diamondback moth)
Lineage: Eukaryota; Metazoa; Arthropoda; Insecta; Lepidoptera; Plutellidae
Gene: mRpS9
Product: mitochondrial ribosomal protein S9
Biological process (GO): translation
Cellular component (GO): ribosome; mitochondrial small ribosomal subunit
Molecular function (GO): RNA binding; structural constituent of ribosome
Source: RefSeq, a predicted model, not a curated record
UCAUUGAACAGUUGAACACAGAAUAUGUUAUUCGAUUUGAAAAUUUGAGGUUAUGUUUUGGAUUUGUUCAUGAAAAAUAUUUUAUCUAAAUGAACAAAUAAAAUAUAUUUAUCCAAAGAAAGUAUUUACUUUCUAAAUUAACACCAUGUCGUCUUUCAUAAGGCUGGCUUUGAGGAAGGUAUUACCAUCUGGAAAUAACCUCAAGAUUGCUAAUGCUACUUAUAGAUUCACUGCUACAACACCGUCUAGCAAUGAUUCGUUGCAAUUAACAGAUUGGGAAACAUUAAACAAGAAGAAAAAGACCAGUAAAGCCAUGAAGGCUUACCUAGAAAGAGCAAAGGAACACGACGAGUUUAUGACUCGUCAGCGUUUCGAAUAUGAUAUUGGCAAGCGACAUCUAGCAAACAUGAUGGGAGAAGAUCCAGAGACAUUCACCCAGAAAGAUGUGGAUCGUGCUAUAGAAUACUUAUUCCCCAGUGGUAUUUAUGACCCAGCCGCGCGCCCGCUCAUGAAGCCGCCAGAAGAGAUCUUCCCAGCGCGUAAAGCGGCCGAAUUCGACGAGGCUGGCCGGCCACAUCACUUUCUGUUCUAUACAUCUAAGCCAAAUUUCUUCAAGCUCUUGUACGACACUGUUGAAGAGAUCCAGGAAGCUUACCGGUUCGAGGAUAAUGUUCUGAGGAAAAAGGCAACGCCUGACCCAAAUCAGAAGCUGGACUUCAACAGCAGCACCUGGCUCACCAAGGACCAGCUGGAGCGCCUGCUGGUGGAGCCGCUCACCGACGUCGAGUACGACAACUUCAAACUAGCCAUGGAGAGACUGGCCUCCCUGCCCUAUGCCUACAGACACAAGGAAUUCAUUGAAAAGUACAGAAAAUCAUUGGCUUCCCAAAAGUUUGCCUUAGAAAUACCCAAGCCAAGCUAUGAUGAUGAGGGCCGAGCAUAUGUCACAACAUAUGAAUGUCUGAGGAAGAAGGCUAGAGGAGAUGUCACCAUUCGGUCUCCAGGCACAGGAAAGAUCACAAUAAAUGGCAAGGACUUGACAUACUUUAAAGACACUCAACCACGAGAGCAAGUGCUGUUUCCACUGCUAUUCACUGACAUGCAUGAGAGGGUUGAUAUAGAAUGUAAUGUUGAGGGUGGAGGGCCUUCAGGUCAGUCGGGUGCUAUAAGGUGGGGCAUUGCAUGGGGCUUGAGGAGUUUUGUUGAUGCGGAGAUGCUGCAGAAGAUGCAAGUGGCGGGGCUGCUGACGCGCGACCACCGGCGCCGCGAGCGGAAGAAGCCGGGCCAGCCUGGGGCCAGGAAAAAGCCAACUUGGAAGAAGAGAUAAUGUGUUUUUAUUUUGUUGAAGAUACUUUAGAUUUUAGAAUAAAUUAAAUUAAUAAUAAACUAAAA